AGAGGCGAGAAAGUGAGGGAAAAGAAGUGGAAAGUCAGGUAAAGAGAAAAAGGAAGAAAGGAAAGGAAAGGAAAACCCAAUAGUCGGCGCCAUCCGCCGACCAAUCAUCACGUCGCUUUCUCUCCACUUUCUAGCCAACCAAACAGUGCCUUAAUUACCUCCGUUCUCUCUCUCUCUCUCGCCCUCGGUUUGCGAUAAAUCCCUAGAUCUUGUUUGGUUCUGGGGUUUUCUUCUUUUUUUUUUGUUGUUCAUCGCCGCGGGUUCUACUUAUUUUUUUUUUUACUGGGAUAAGUUUAAACUGGUGGUUCUUCCGUAGUUUUUUUCAUCUAAGCGGAAGAUACCUGGGUGUAGUUUCUAGCUCGUAGUUCUUUUAGGCGAAAUUUUCUUCUGAAAGAUUUCCGCUUUUUCUACCUGGAAAAUCUUCGGAUUUGGUUAUAGAUUUUGAUUUUAAGUCAUGAAGAGCUCUGUGGCCGAGCAAUCCACUGCUGAGAAAAUCCAGAACGGUGACAAAGAGAAGAAGAAGAAGCGCCGAUCAAGUCGCCGAUCCAAACACAACUCAGUUGGUUGUGGGACUGAAGAAGUCCAUAACAAUGAAGCGUCGGAUGGUAGAAAUGGCAGCAAAGCGAAAAACGGCAAUCCUUCACCGAGUUGUUCUUCAUCGAAUCAGCAGGGAUUGGACAUACGUACUUCUGAUGAACUUGGAGAAAUGAGAGCGUGUAGUGUUGCUUUCAAUUCAAUGCCUUCUAUGCAUCUAAACGGGCAAGCAGAAAACGGUGAUCCAGUAAGCUUUGAGAGCCAGCAGGUUCCUUCUGUCGAUAUUUGUAAAAGCAUGUUGUCCAAGUCGUGCCCUGAACCUCGGGAUUGUGAACAGUCAUCUAGGAUGAACGGUGAUUUGUUCCAGCAAAUUGAUGAUACCUCGGAGCGUAAGAUUUUCUCAUCAUACUGGUGUGUGGAUGCUGUGAAUGAAGCUUUGGAGAAGGGUGAAGCUUUUAAGGCUUUGUUCCGGGUGAACGCUCAUAACCGUAAUGAGGCUUACUGUAAGAUCGAUGGUGUCCCAACAGAUAUUCUAGUUAAUGGUAUUGUUGCGCAGAACAGAGCAGUUGAAGGUGAUGUGGUCAUUAUGAAGUUAGAUCCUUUCUCAAUGUGGCCCAAGAUGAAAGGAUUUGUUCGUGAGAAUACUGCUAAGUCAGAAGAAAGCAACAACACUCUGUCGAGAAAUGAAUAUAUUGCACCAGUUUAUGGAAAAGGAAUUGAGGUCUGUGUUAGUCAGUGUGAGAUCACUUCAUUAGAUUCCUCAAGCAGACAGACAGAAUUUUUUACUGCUGUCGAGAAGCUACGUGCCACUGUUCUAUCCUUCCCCUCCAAACGACCAACUGGGCAAGUUGUUGCUGUUGCUGAAAAGUCGCUUCGUAGGGAUUCUAUUGUUGGUUUUCUGAAUGUCAAGCAAUGGAUUCAUUAUAGACAAGGUGAUGCAAAGAAGAAUGAGGAGCUGUUGUCUCUUUGUGAUAAUGAAUAUCUCCAGUUGAUGCCUGCGGAUCCCAAAUUUCCUAAAUUGAUUGUUCCCUUUCGAGACUUGCCUGGAAGCAUUAGAAGAAGAUUGGAGAGUAGUGAUGCAACUAUUGAGGCAGAGCUGGUCGCUGCCCAAAUUGUGGAUUGGGCGGAAGGAUGUCCAUAUCCCCAGGCUUAUGUUACACAUGUUUUUGGCCGAGGUGGUGAGUUGGAGCCCCAGAUAAAAGCAAUAUUACAUCAAAACUCGGUUUGCCAUUCUGACUUUUCUCCUGAUUCGCUUGGUUGCCUCCCACAUCUUCCUUGGGAAGUACCUGAGGAAGAGGUCCAACGUAGAAAAGACCUCAGAAACUUGUGUGUAUUCACCAUUGACCCCUCAACAGCUACUGAUCUUGACGAUGCUCUGUCAGUUGAAAGUUUAUCUGGUGGUGUUUUCAGAGUCGGUGUCCACAUCGCUGAUGUGUCUUACUUUGCUUUGCCAGACACUGCUCUUGACACUGAAGCCCAACUUAGAUCGACUAGUGUCUAUAUGCUGCAGAGAAAAUUACCAAUGCUACCCCCGGUUUUAUCAGAAAACAUAGGUUCACUUAAGCCAGGAGCUGAUAGACUCGCUUUCUCUAUCUUCUGGGACUUAAAUGUAGAUGGGGAUGUAAUAGACCGCUGGAUUGGCCGUACUGUUAUUCGAUCUUGUUGCAAGCUCUCGUAUGACCAUGCUCAGGGCAUUAUAGAUGGGUUGUUUAGGAGUGAUGUCCCGCCAAAUGGGUGGCCUGUGCUGCACGGACCUUUCAACUGGAGUGAUGUUAUUCGAUCUGUCAGAAGCCUUAGUGAGAUUUCAACUGUUCUACGGCAAAAAAGGUUUAGGAAUGGGGCUCUGCAGCUCGAGAAUUCCAAACCGGCUUUCCUUUUUGAUGAAUCUGGAACUCCGUAUGAUUUUGUGGUGUGUGGUAGGCAGGGCUCAAAUUUUCUCGUUGAGGAGUUUAUGCUGUUAGCAAAUACGACAGCUGCUGAAAUAAUUUCUCGGGCGUACCCUAAUAGCGCGUUGCUGAGGAGGCAUCCUGAACCCAAUAUGCGUAAACUCAAAGAAUUUGAAGCCUUUUGUUCCAAGCAUGGUCUGGAAUUGGACAUUUCUUCUUCUGGUCGAUUCCAUGAGUCCCUGGAAAAAAUCAGGGAGAAGCUCAAGGAUGACUCGGCUCUUGUAGAUAUCUUUAUCAAUUAUGCUACAAGACCGAUGCAGUUGGCAACCUAUUUCUGCAGCGGCGAAUUGAGGGAAGAUAAUGUUACUGAGAGGGGACACUAUGCACUUGCUGUGCCUCUCUACACUCACUUCACAUCACCUCUGAGACGAUAUCCCGACAUAGUGGUGCAUCGUACGGUAGCUGCUGCUCUUGAGGCUGAAGAAUUUUUCUCAAGGCACAGUAAAACAUCAGGGAGAAGAUGCUUUACUGGCAUCCAUUUUGAUAAUGAUGCUGCAGAAUCUAUGGAAGGAAAGGAAGCUUUAUCGAUUGCUGCUUUGAAGCACGGUGUUCCGUGCAGUGAAAUGCUAGCUGAUGUUGCCGGGUAUUGCAAUGAAAGGAAGCUGGCUUGUCGUAAUGUCAGAGAUGCAUGUGAUAAGCUUUACAUGUGGUUUCUGCUUAAGAAGAAGAGGAUUAUCCUGUCAGAAGCAAGAGUUGUGGGCUUGGGACCAAGAUUUAUGUCUAUUUACAUUAGCAAGCUUGGUAUUGAACGUAGAAUUUACUAUGAUGAAGUUGACCUAUUGACCACGGAAUGGCUGGAGGGAACGUCCACGUUAAUCCUCAGCAUGCUCAAAACCAGGAGAGGUGGAAGAGGUAAUAACAAGUUGUUGAAGGAAGUUGCUCAUGUGUUGAGCCCUUAUGACCUGUAUGGCAGUGAAACCGACGAGUCAAAAGACGAAAUUGUCCCUGCGGUUUUCCCUCUGACUGUUCGUCUUCUCGCAACCGUUCCCGUGGCCCUUCACGCAGUCGGUGGAGACGACGGUCCAAUCGAUAUAGGAGUUAGGCUCUACAUGAGUACAUAUCACAGUACAUGAUGAAAACAAGCAACUGGUGUGUAUAGCUCUCAGAUUAACAGUUGCUGGAGAGAAGAAAAGAGAGAGAAAUCUGAGACAGGUGCCGGGACUUGGCCAUUUUUAUAUUUUUUUCAUUCGGCUGAUCCCUGUUUUGUGUUGCCAAUGGAUUGCUGUGCCCAAUAUGUUUUAGGAAUUGGGUCAUCAAAAGCUUCUGUCUUUUGUUUUGUUCUUGGGACAUAUCCACUGUCACAUUCAGGUAACAUGGCAUUUUCUGUUGUAAAAACAGCAAGAAUGGAUCUCUUUCUCUCUUUUUUUUUUUUAUUACAUGUGUUCCCAUGGAGCAGGGAAGAGAUCAAGAGACAACACACGGUUACAUGUGUGUGUGUUUUUUGGGUUUU
Molecule: messenger RNA, 3930 nt
Organism: Tarenaya hassleriana
Lineage: Eukaryota; Viridiplantae; Streptophyta; Magnoliopsida; Brassicales; Cleomaceae
Product: DIS3-like exonuclease 2
Exons: 7
Coding region: 455-3553 (1032 amino acids)
Cellular component (GO): exosome (RNase complex); P-body
Molecular function (GO): RNA binding; 3'-5'-RNA exonuclease activity
Source: RefSeq, a predicted model, not a curated record